Molecule: messenger RNA, 1565 nt
Organism: Neurospora crassa OR74A
Lineage: Eukaryota; Fungi; Ascomycota; Sordariomycetes; Sordariales; Sordariaceae
Product: cellular nucleic acid-binding protein
Exons: 6
Coding region: 216-1565 (449 amino acids)
Molecular function (GO): zinc ion binding; nucleic acid binding
Source: RefSeq, a predicted model, not a curated record
ACCGGUGUUUCGUUUUCACAGCCCCCUCCACACCGGUCCCACGUUUGUCUGUAGAGGUCACCUCUCACUCACAGCUUCCACUCAUCAACAACGCGACUUCAUCUCACAUUUGACUCACCCUCGACGCACAGCUAACAUCCCCUCCUUCCACGCAGCGCAACGCUCCAUCUGCUUUCCAGUAAUCCCAAAGACCCCACCGCAAAGCCGUGAUCAACAUGGCCACUUGGGAGACGAAUGACGCUGCUUGGGGUGCGGGUGAAGGCACUGCCUUCGCUGACAGCAAUGGCUUUGAUGACCAUGGUUCCGGCAACCCCGUUGACGACUUUGCUGCUGCCGAUGGCGCUGGCCAUCAGGAGCCCAACGGUGCUUGUCACCGUUGCAACGAAGAGGGGCACUAUGCCCGCGAGUGUCCUAACGCUCCGGCUAUGACCUGCCGCGAGUGUGACUCGCCCGACCACGUCGUCAAGGACUGCCCGGAGAGGUCCUGCAAGAAUUGUGGCGAGAAAGGCCACACCAUCGCCAAGUGUGAGGCAGCUCGCGCUAUCGACCGCAGCCACUUGCCCGACAAGACCGUCGAGGAGGCCUGGAGCAUGAUUGUCGAGGCUGCGAAGGAGAAGGAGGUCACUGAGGUCAAAGAGGCUAUCCAGAUUUACCUCAAGGCCAGCCCUGAGACGACUUAUGUGCAGCUGGAGGAGGCCCUUCGUGCCCAGGAUGUCAACUUGUGGCUGAUUGCCAUUGAGAGGCCCGUCAUGACCACCAUGACCAACAUGGAUUUGCAGGGCGGCCUCAACAAGAAGUACACCGUCACCUACCGGUUCCAGUGGAACCCUCCCCGUCCUCGCGACCGUGAGUUGUGGCCGGCCGAUGUUGCCGAGAAUCUUGAGCGUCUGCAGGACGCCGGUGAGGUUGUCUCUCGCGGCAUACCCAAGUGCGGCAACUGCGGCGAGUUGGGGCACAUUCGGAAGAGCUGCCCUGAGGAGGGUGCGGAGAAGGAGGAGCUUGUCAUCAAGUGCUUCAACUGUGAGGAAGUCGGCCACCGUAUCCGCGACUGCCCCAUUCCUCGCGUGGACAAGUUUGCCUGCAAGAACUGCGGACAGAGUGGUCACAGAGCAUCUGAUUGCACCGAGCCGCGCUCCGCUGAGGGUGUUGAGUGUCGCAAGUGUAACGAGAUGGGUCAUUUCAGCAAGGACUGCCCUCAGGGCGGUGGUCCUCGCGGCUGUCGCAACUGUGGCCAGGAGGGCCACAUGGCGAAAGAGUGCACCGAGCCCAAGAACAUGGACAACGUCCAGUGCCGCAACUGUGAUGAGUUCGGACAUUUCAGCAAAGAGUGCCCUAAGCCUCGUGAUAUCACCCGCGUCAAAUGCUCCAACUGUCAACAGAUGGGACACUACAAGUCCAAGUGCCCCAACCCGCUCGUUGACGAGGAUGCCGCACCCAGCUUUGACAAUGCGGGCUUUGACAAUGCCGGUUUUGACAACUCGGGCUUUGACAACGGCGGUUUCGAUCACCAAGCUGGUGGCGGUGGUUGGGAGUCCUCUGCCGUGGCUGCUGGUGGAGACUGGUAA